This is a messenger RNA of Didymodactylos carnosus, 978 nucleotides long. The record is from the annotation of a GenBank genome assembly. Lineage: Eukaryota; Metazoa; Rotifera; Eurotatoria; Philodinida; Philodinidae.
AUGCUAACAACCGCUCCAUUGUUAUUAAAAUUUCCUGAUGAUAAUAGGCCGAUAAUCCUGUCGACAGACGCUUCAGAUUACGGAAUUGGCGGUGUUCUUCAACAAGAAAUCAAUGGCGAACCCCAUAAUUUAUGCUAUGAUUCACAAUUGGAGUACAAUAUCGAACAAGUAAUACAUAUUACAGGCCGUUACAAUUGUCUGCCAGAUUUCAUGUUACGACAUCCAAUUUCCGAAAAAGAAAUAAUGCAUUUCGGUUAUAGUUUGGAAGUCAGUCAAGAUCGUCCUCCUGUAUUCGGGAUGGUCGGUGUAACCACAAGAUCCAAAUCAAAGCUAGACGCAUCCACGAAUCAGCAAUCCAUUCCAGUACAUCCUUCAGCGUCAACGGUCAAGAAUGCACCCCAGAAAUUUGUCUCUCAUUUCGAUAUUACCAGAUUGAACGAAGAACAAGCCAACGACCAAAAAUUUGAAAAUAAAAUUGAAGAAGUUCGCGCUAAUCCGACCAAACAUCCUUAUGUGUUUCAAGACGGUAUUCUUUAUAAGUUAGCAACCAAAAAACGAGGAGCAACAAAAUCCAAAUUAAUCUAUUUACCAUCUUCGAUGAUAUUACCAGCUUUUCGUGCAUAUCACGAUCAGUCUACAGUGGAACCAGCUGAUGGAAGCGAUGGCUAUUUGCUUGGACACCACCACAUUUAUUCAACAACAUAUCAUCCACACACAAAUGAUAUGAUUGAAAGAUUUAAUGAGACCUUCAUUCCACAACUAGCCAAAUUACAAGACACAGAAUUCAAUAACUGGAAUUCAUUUCUCCCUUCGAUGGUUUUCGCAUAUAAUACGGGACAGCAUGGUACCACAGGUUAUUCUUCAUUUCAAUUGCAACAUGAACAAAAGCCAAAAUUACCGCCGGAUGAACCACCAAAACAAGUGAUUUUCACCAAACCUAAUGAUUAUUAUCAGCAACUGAAGAAAAAUUUAUCAUGA